GAACAAAAUAGGUUUAAUGAAAACUAUGAAAAAUGUCAAAAAAGGUUUGCAUCAUUGGUUCUGGAAAAUGGGGAUCGGCAGUUGCUAAACUAGUUGCUGAAAAUGUUUCUUCCUCAUCAACUUUUAAUAACGAAGUCAAGCUUUUUGUUUAUCAAGAGUUAUUUAAAGGACGAAAACUAACUGAUGUCAUAAAUCAUGACCAUGUUAACCCUAUGUAUCUGCCUGAUGUGACAUUACCCUCAAAUAUUCUGGCAGUUCCUUGUCCUCGAGAAGCAGCAAAGGAUGCAGAUAUAAUCAUCUUUAUUCUUCGACAACAGUUUUUAGGAAAUAUAUGUGAACAAAUGCAAGGUGGAAUCAAACGUGAUGCAUUAGCAAUAUCAUUAACAAAGAGUUUAUACCAUGGUGAAAAAGGCAAUGAAGCAACAGUAGAAUUAAAAUGUGCUUCAGAUGUCAUUUAUGAAAAACUUAAUCUAAAAGCAAGUGUUCUCAUGGGACCAAAUUUAGCAGACGAAAUUGCAAAAGAAAAAUUUUCCGAGACUACAAUAGCUUGUCCUGAUAUGGAGCUGUGGACAAUGUGGAAAGAAUUAUUUCAUUGCAAAUAUUUUAAUGUCAAAUUCUCAAAACAAGUUAAAGCAGCAGAGUUGUGUGGUGCAUUAAAGAAUGUUGUUGCUGCAGCUGCAGGACUAUCUGAUGGUCUUGAUUGCGGUAAAAAUUCCAAAGCAGCGAUCAUUCGUCUGGGGUUUCUUGAAAUGAAAAAGUUUAUCAAGCAGUUCAUUGAAAAUGUUGAUGAUGAAAUCUUUUGGGAACCAUGUGGUUUUCCUGACCUUGUUGCAACGUGUUAUGGCGGCAUGACUAGACUAGUGGUGGAUGCUUAUGUCAAAUCUAAUAAGACUCUUAGGGAGGUGGAAAUUGAGUUAUUCCAUGGCAAUUACCUAGAAGGACCAAUAAAUGUUAAACAAGUAUAUGUGUGGUUAAUCAACCGUGGUGGAGUCGAGGAGUAUCCACUGUUACGUGCAGUUUAUGGUGUCUUCCACGAAAACAAGCCUUUCCAAUAUUUUGUAGAGUCUUUAAAAAGCAGUUUUUAAAUUUUACUUUUAAAAAACUAAAAAUGAUCGUAUAUAUAUAUAUGUAAAUUUAAUAUGACUAAAGUGUAACUGAGAAGAGUAUGAUUUAGAAGAUAUGCACGUAGAAAAGUCUUGUUUAUAUAUUUAUAUGGUAUA
Molecule: messenger RNA, 1220 nt
Organism: Hydractinia symbiolongicarpus
Lineage: Eukaryota; Metazoa; Cnidaria; Hydrozoa; Anthoathecata; Hydractiniidae
Product: glycerol-3-phosphate dehydrogenase [NAD(+)], cytoplasmic-like
Exons: 11
Coding region: 33-1085 (350 amino acids)
Biological process (GO): carbohydrate metabolic process; glycerol-3-phosphate catabolic process
Cellular component (GO): glycerol-3-phosphate dehydrogenase (FAD) complex; cytosol
Molecular function (GO): NAD binding; protein homodimerization activity; glycerol-3-phosphate dehydrogenase [NAD(P)+] activity
Source: RefSeq, a predicted model, not a curated record